Suillus paluster is the source of this 1365-nucleotide messenger RNA. RefSeq lists its product as uncharacterized. The coding region runs from base 1 to 1365 and encodes 454 amino acids. Lineage: Eukaryota; Fungi; Basidiomycota; Agaricomycetes; Boletales; Suillaceae. The transcript is spliced from 6 exons. The record is from RefSeq and is a predicted model, not a curated record.
AUGGCUGGGUUCAGCGUGCGGAAUGCGUACUACCUUCGUGUAUCAGCAAGCUCAGUGAUACCUUUGUAUCUCUACCUUGAUGAAAGACACGUAGAUUGGAUGUCAGACGCGGUUCUACAACAUGUUCUGGCUGAUCUGCGACCACUGGUCCUGCCGAAGCUGCAAGCUGAGAAAGACAUUCACUUUGGUCCUGGAGCCUCGAGCGGGAAGAAGGGAGCAGUGGACGUUCAUCGGGGAGAGACCUAUCAGUUCGCAUUUUUCUUCCAGAAGACGGAGCCUCAUUCUGUGAUCAUCAAGACGCGUUCAUUUGUGUCAGCACCAGCACCCGCACCUCCUCCUAAGAUUAACAUACCUUCAUCACAGCCGGGAAAGUCUAAGAAUAGAAGUGGGAAGAGGAAAAACAGGGCGUCGAAUAAGGGUGCUCAAGCAGAGGAGGAGGAGGAGGAGGAGGAGGAGGAGGAGGAGGAGGAGGAGGAGGAGGAGGAGGAAGUCAUAAGCCUCUCAGAUGACGACAGCGAGAUGAAUGAGAUGGAAAGAGUUUCUCGAGAUACUCCCGCUACGACUCGACGUUCGCAGAGAACAAAAAGGGUUCCUGUCGGGGGCUAUCGUGAGGAUGACGAGGGCGUUCUGGACAUUAGUCCUGAUGAACCUCCAGAUGUGGAGAUGGCCACCCCGACAGAGACUUUCCAGCCAGAAGAGGUUCCUGCAGUUGGAGAACCUAGUGACCACGAUCUCCUUGUGAUAGAUCACAGAGCUGUUCAGUCAACCACUGUUAAACAAGAAGACACAGAAACGUCGUUGGGAUCUACUAUGGAAACCGCUCUUGAUUCCGAAACUGUCAUGGUUACUUCUGGGCCCGGUCGGCAGGUCAUGGAGAUCGAGGACGAAGACGUCAAAAAGGAUAAGCUGGCGCUGAAGCUCAAAUACCAAGGUUUCAACAUCUUUGGCCGUUGUCUCUGCGUGGUCGUGGAGCCGUGGCCGCCUAUUCGUUCUGCUACGCGAGCGCCGUCCGUAAUGCCUUUGACAAACGAGGCAUUAAGAGGCUCGAGCAUCGCACCUCCUGAUUUCGUGCCUAGUAAUAGCAAGCAAAGAGACCGCACGCCUCUCUUCUUGCCAGAGUUCGACAGAGCUCGAAGUCAAACUCCUGCUCCCUUUCCUCGAGCAAGGACCUUACCUCCAGUUCCCGUCUUCAAUGACCCGGCCCCCGAAUCUGAUGACGAUGGAUAUGGUAGUGAUGAUCUCAUGAUAUUCAGCCAGGCGCUCAAUGCAGCUGGUGGCAUGCACGUUGCAGCUGCAGAUGACGAUGAUGAAAUGGAUGGUGCGGUAUUAUUCGGGGAUGCAGAUGAGGUGAGGGAGUUUUCGUAG